Pedinophyceae sp. YPF-701 is the source of this 1923-nucleotide messenger RNA. NCBI's taxonomy places the organism in Eukaryota, Viridiplantae, Chlorophyta, Pedinophyceae. The record is from the annotation of a GenBank genome assembly.
AUGUCGCGCCAAAUGACGGCAGGGCCGGCCUCGGGGCGCGUGAUGCGGCAACGGACGGCAGGGGCCGUGGACGGUGCAAGUUCGAGCCAGCGGGCCCCGCGGUACCGCAACGCGACUUACACAGAGGUCGAUGACGUCCAGGCGAGCCACGAGCGGAUGGAGCUCGUCGGCGAGCACUCCUCCACGAGCGACGCCCUCCUCGCCCCGUCCCCCGCGCAAGACGUCCAGCGCGCCCAGCUGUCUGACUCCGCCGUCCUGGACGCCGCGGUCGUGCCGCAGGAACAGCUGCACUUCUCCGACCUCGGACCGGCCGCCGAGCGCGCCGCUCGCCGCGGGGACGCCGGCCCGUUUCCUGCGCUCGCCCUGGACGACGCCCCGCUGUUCGGCGCGGCGCCCCGGGCCUGGCGGCGGCCCGCGGGGACGCUGGGCGCGACGGGCACGGCCGAGAGCGGCGAGAGGAACUUCCUCCGCGUCGCCCAGGGCCUCCGGGUCGCGCCGGCCGCCCGCAACGACGACGAGGCCACUGCGACGCGCGUCGCCUCGCUCGCGCAGCGAAUGGACGCGCUGCGGCAGGACGUGGCCGCGGCGGUCCCUCCGCUGUUCGACGUGCUGGAGACGCACGUGCGGCGCGUCGCGGCGGAGCGGGACGCUGAGCGCGUGCGGCGCGAGGAGCUCCAGCGCGGAGCCGAGUCCCUCGCGCUGCUCGUCGCGGACAUGGCCGGGCAAGCGCAGGCGCACCCGCAGGCGCAUGUGGAGCGAGAGAGGGUGGCCGAGGCGGCGCCCGAGCCUGCCGCGCCGGCGAGGGCGGCGGCGUCGGAGGCGCCGAGCGAGAGCCCGGCGCGCACGGUCGAGGCGGAGUUCCGGCAGCUUGGUGGCGGCGGGCACAAGCCCGCAGCCCCCGUGGCGAGGGGGGGGGUCGUUGAGGUCGCGUCAGGGUCCGCGGUGACGGGCGGAGGGUCGGGCGGGACGUGGUCGGUCGGGAAGCGCGAGACGACGACGCAGCGGCCGACCGCCGUGCGCGACUAUUUGCCGAAGGACAGGCCGCCAGACACCGAAGACUAUUUGAGGGCGCAGGGGCUGGUGGCGCUGGCGCUGGACGCGCUGGCGCCGGACGCGACGCCGGAGAAGAUCAUGGGCGCGAAGACUGCGAUCGAGGCGGCGCUGCGCGGGGGACCAGCUGAGCCUGCGCCUGCGCCUGAUGCUGCAGGGGCGGGACGCGAGGACUCGGCCACGCUGGCCGGCGACCCGAUGGAUCAGUGGGCGCGGGCGGCGCUGCGCCGGACGGAGGACAGGCUGGACGCGCUGAUGGGAAUCAUCCAACAAAGACUGCCAGCGACCCCGAACGCCAUGGGAAGCGACGACGCCGAGGACGCCACGCGGGGCUACCUCGGCGGCGGCGGUGCGCGGGCCGCAGAGGCGUCCGCAGACGCCACGGAGGGCGGCGUGUCGGUCAUGGAGAGCGCUGAACUCGACGGCCUGAUUCAGCGGCUCCGCGCGAUGGAGGCGGCCGAACAGCGCAUACGGGACCGCUGGCUCGAGCCCCAGCGCGAGCAGAGCGCGGCUCCGGUCCCGGAGAGCGCGCCCGGGCCCACGGCAGCACCGCGCACGCCGGGAGGUGCUGUGGCGAGUGGGCGGGUGGCGUGGGGCGACGUGCGGGAGGAGGUCGGGGGCGGGGAGGGGCCGGUGACGCAGGACAUGGCGAAGCGCGUGGCGGCGGGGCGUCGGGCGUUUCUGCGCCGGCAGCAGCUGCUGGAUUCUCUUCUACAUGCGGGGGGGCCUAAAUUCGACGUCGGACAGGCGGUCGAAGCGGUGGCGGAGGAGCUGCUCGACGAGGUGAUCGAGUCGACGGCGCGCAACGUCGACGAGCUGACUGCGGAGGCGGUGGACGCCCUCAUGGCUGCAGAGCUGCGCGGGGUGCGCUGA